Dromiciops gliroides (monito del monte) is the source of this 1230-nucleotide messenger RNA. It is a transcript of the gene TSNARE1, whose product is annotated as t-SNARE domain containing 1. NCBI's taxonomy places the organism in Eukaryota, Metazoa, Chordata, Mammalia, Microbiotheria, Microbiotheriidae. The transcript is spliced from 5 exons. Gene Ontology annotation, cellular component: nucleus. The record is from RefSeq and is a predicted model, not a curated record. The coding region runs from base 1 to 1230 and encodes 409 amino acids.
AUGGAGAUGUUUAGCCUGGAGUGUAGGGAGGGCCUGGGUGUUUUCCUUUUCAGUUUGCUGCAGAUUGUGAGUAGUGACAUGCUGGAUGUGAACCAGAUCAUCAAGGACCUGACUUCUCUGGUACCUGAGCAAGGAGAUGUGCUUGGAUCCACCAUCAACGUGUUAAUGCACAAGAGGAGUCCCAGUCCAGACCCUACAGUGGCCACCCCUUUGUCAGGGGAUGGGCCUGGUUCUACUCCCCCACGGCCAGGCUCUCAUUCACGCACCAAAACCCGAAAACCAAACUUUAGUCCCCAAGAGACGGAGGUCCUGGUGCAGAAGGUCACACGGCAUUACCAGCUGCUCUUUGGGGCACUCCGGGGCACACCAGCCAAGAAACACCGGGUGUGGAACAAGAUCCUACAAUCUGUCAAUGCUCUGGGGUACUGCCGGCGGGACAUGGGCGACCUGAAGCACAAGUGGCGGGACCUUCGGGGUGUUGUGAGGAAAAAGCUUGGGGAACAGCAGAGAGCCUCAACUGAGGGCGGACAGGCCCAAGCCCUAAUCCUCACCCCAGUGGAGCGCAUGGUAGCUGAGACCUUCUCUGCCUAUAACAUCCAAGGUGAAAGCCAAGGAGCUGAAUCCUUGCCAACUGAUGAAGAGGAGGAAGUGCCCAGCUGCCUCUGGAUGCCCUUGCGGAAUUUGGACGCACCGGGCCUGGCAGAACCUGACCCCCUGGACCUGCGAGGUGUGCUCCACACCUCAGCCUCCUCCCCCUCUCCUCCCGCCUCUCCUGGUGUGGCCCCUCUGGGGGCCAGCUAUGGCAGCGGAGGCUGGAGGCCCCCUCUGCAGGCCUCAGUGCCGCUGGCCUCACCGGCCAGCAAACCCAAAGCUGAGAUUUCAGAGUUUGAGCAGCAGCUGAUGGAUGCCCAUCUCCAGCAGGGAGCCCUCCUCUCGUCCUGGUACCAGCAGCAGAGCUCCCUGAUGACGCAACAGAACCUGCUGCUAGAGCGUCUGGCAGAGCAGAGCCAGCGCCUGGCCGAUGGUGUGGAGGCCCUCAACCGGACCCUUGAAAAGCUGGUGGAGGCACGUCCCCUCACCCAUGAGGUGGCCCACCUCGUCCAGGACAGUCCCUUGGCCACUGGUAGUAGCCGCAUGCCCUCUCGAGCCCCAGCGGGGUACUCCGAUGGCCCCUGCCCAGGCCUUGAUGUCUUCUCAGGGAUGAUCUUGAAAGUAGAGGAGGAAAUGUAG